This is a messenger RNA of Biomphalaria glabrata, 3202 nucleotides long. RefSeq lists its product as uncharacterized. Gene Ontology annotation, biological process: positive regulation of transcription by RNA polymerase II; cell differentiation; hormone-mediated signaling pathway. Gene Ontology annotation, molecular function: RNA polymerase II cis-regulatory region sequence-specific DNA binding; nuclear receptor activity; zinc ion binding. Bases 130 to 2148 code for a protein of 672 amino acids. The transcript is spliced from 10 exons. Lineage: Eukaryota; Metazoa; Mollusca; Gastropoda; Planorbidae. The record is from RefSeq and is a predicted model, not a curated record.
CGAUUUUAUUUAGACCACAGAUCUUUUCAAUGUGUACAUUUGUUUGGUUUAAAACAGUUCAUUUCAGAACUUACUUUGAAGGUGUUAUUAUCAGUUCAUUUGAGUCGAACUGUGACUCACGCUGCCACCAUGGAAGAUAGAGGCAACAAAACCAAACGACUACCGGCUUUACCGCCAUGUAAAAUAUGUGGGGAACCCGCUUCCGGGUUUCAUUAUGGACUCAACUCUUGUGGUGCAUGCAAAGGUUUUUUCCUUCGAAGUCUACUGAGACCUGACCCUUACAAAUGUUCAACGGAUGGAAAAUGUCAAGUCGGUCCAGAAAUAAAGCGACGUAAAAUGUGCCAGAAAUGUCGUUUUGACAAAUGUUUACGACUUGGUAUGUCAAAAAAUGCUAUAAAAAUUGGCAGAUAUACUUAUUCAAAGAGAACCCAAGAUACAUUGGAACUGAAUCAGCUGAGAAAUAACACAGCACAAGAUGGUUCAUCCCAAGAAAACCCUCAAGAACUGCCCGAUUCUAUUGAGGAUGUAGUCCUCCAGCAUACUUCUGAUGUUUUCAUGACAUCUAAACCUUCACUUUGUGGUGAAUGUCCUCGUGAAACUUCUAGAGCUUCAAACAGUACAACGUUAGAACGUGAAAACUUGGCUAAACAGGCUCUGUCUUCAGUAGACUCUUUACCACUAGAUUUACUUUCUUUGAAUCCCAACAAAGCAUCUGAUCAAACCAAUUCAAGAAGAACUAACAUAAUGAGUUCAACAAGCAACAAACGGCUGAUGAGUGAAACAGUUGAAAGCCUCUCCAUCCCCUUGCAAGACAUGUCUUCUGUCAAUUGGACGUCAUCUAACAGUACCUUAGCUCCAGCUGAUCCUGAUGAACGCGUUCCUGUCCAAUCAUGUCAACUGGUCAGUCAAAGCUCAAUGCCUAUAUCGCUAAGGCAUGCUCGUCCAGUACAGGCACACUUAGUGCAGCCAAACCACAAACACUAUUGGAUGCAACGGAGCCAAAAAGAACUAGAACAGCCCAUUGAACUGCCUACGAGUUUAUUGAAAGAUCAGAUCUUAAGAAAACUUCAACGUAACCUUCUACAUCAAAAUUGGUCAUCGGAUCACAUCUGGGAAGUGCACCAAGACACCAGAGAGUUACUUCCCCUACAAAGGCAAUCUCCUAAAUUGAUUCAUGACCCCGUUCAUUACAAAGCCAAUGCCGAAGUGUUUAAAUCAGAUGUAGAAAUGGAAGAAGCAAGGAACUAUUCUGUUCACGAGCCUCAGAUAUCUGAUGAGAAGAAAGCAAGUGGAGACAUGGAGUGGACACCUUGGUCUAGUGACUUUACAGAGAGCGAGCUCAAUGAUUGGAUCAAUCUCCUAGUCAGUUAUCACCGUAUGCAUAUCUUUGAUAAUACAUCCUUUGAUACAGAUCAGUUGAAGGCAAGGACAGAUAGUGUCUAUAACAGUCAUAGGCUGCAAGAAACCACAUUCGGUGAAAUGAAAGCUCUAGAUAGAGAAUUAUAUUUUGAGAUCUACAAGUCUACUGGGCUGGAUGUGGAUGGCCGUAGAACUAUAAUGUCCAGUUUUCUUUUAGGAAUCCACAAUGAAAUUGCCACCGUAAUAAAAUUUUUCAAACAAAUUCCAGGAUUUAAACAUUUACCAACAAGUGAUCAAAUUAAAUUAGUCAAAGGAUGUUCCCAUGAAUAUCAUAUUCUUGGCCUUUAUCGGGGCUGGGACAAUACAACAAGAUGUAUGACCUUUGCAACGUUAGGAGAAACAUUGACUGAGCAAGAUUUAAGGAAAGUGUUUCCUGAUGAAGCUCUGAGCGCUCACAUUCAGAUGGUUAUGACUUUACAAAAGUUAAAUCUAAGUUCUGAACAGAUUGUGCUCCUCAAGGCAAUAGUUGCCACAGCGCCAGACCGUGAUAUUCUGGAGGCUGUGGAAGCAGUAACUCACAUUCAUUGGAAGCUAGUCAACUGCUUGUUAUACUUACUGUGUAAGCAAGACCUGUGCCCUGUGAUCAAGUUUGGUCAAAUCAUGUCCGUCCUUACAGAGAUGAGAAGUUACAGUCUCCACAUUCGUGCUUCCUACUCCAACAUUCGCUCAGAUGUCGAGGAACUCACGGGCAAAGUCAGCCUGCCAUUUAUAUAUGAGCUGUUCUUUUAGGGGUAGUUGUUGACAUCUAGUAGCCACACUAAUGCAGAAAGGUAAAGACAAUAUCUAGUAGCCACACUAAUGCAGAAAGGUAAAGACAAUAUCUAGUAGCCACACUAAUGCAGAAAGGUAAAGACAAUAGUAGCCACACUAAUGCAGAAAGGUAAAGACAAUAUCUAGUAGCUACACUAAUGCAGAAAGGUAAAGACAAUAUCUAGUAGUCACACUAAUGCAGAAAGGUAAAGACAAUAGUAGCCACACUAAUGCAGAAAGGUAAAGACAAUAGUAGCCACACUAAUGCAGAAAGGUAAAGACAAUAUCUAGUAGCCACACUAAUGCAGAAAGGUAAAGACAAUAUCUAGUAGCCACUCUAAUGCAGAAAGGUAAAGACAAUAUCUAGUAGCCACACUAAUGCAGAAAGGUUAAGACAAUAUCUAGUAGUCACACUAAUGCAGAAAGGUAAAGACAAUAUCUAGUAGCCACACUAAUGCAGAAAGGUAAAGACAAUAUCUAGUAGCCACACUAAUGCAGAAAGGUAAAGACAAUAUCUAGUAGCCAAUCUAACGCAGAAAGGUAAAGACAAUAUCUAGUAGCCACUCUAACGCAGAAAGGUAAAGACAAUAUCUAGUAGCCACUCUAAUGCAGAAAGGUAAAGACAAUAUCUAGUAGCCACACUAACGCAGUAAGGUAGAGACAAUAUCUAGUAGCCACACUAAUGCAGAAAGGUAAAGACAAUAUCUAGUAGUCCUACUCGCAGCAGGCAUGCAUCUAAUGAGAAGUUGUUGGAUGUACACGGACAUCAAGUGAAGCAAUUUGAAGAAGAUUUGCCUAAAACUUUUAGUCUUUAGUCUAUGCUGGCAGUACAUAUUUGACCAAGUAUUAAAAGUAUUUCAUUGUCAUAGCAGAUCAUGAUAUAAUUAUCCACUAAUGACUCUGUGGGUAUGGUGGGAUUUUAUUUACUAAGUACUUUAUAAACAACAAUCAAAUCUUGUAAAUUGGUGUGUGACAUUUUGAAUAAAAAUAAAUGCAGUAGAAGUCAUUGCUAUGACCUUGCUGGCAAUAGUUA